AUGGGUAAUUUAACAGAUGCUUUCAGCCAGGUUGUCGAAAAGCUAGAGAAAGAGAAGGGAAUUGUACCUUCACCUCAUGCUUCUUCACCUUUAGUUUCAGACACAUUCGUUAAAGAAUCAGUGGAUUUGUUCAUCCAUAUCAAGGAACUACGAAAGUUUUUACAGUCCAUUAGAUCCAGUUAUCUUCUUUCAGAUUCAAGUAAAUAUAACCAAAAGGCAUCAUCUGAAAAUUUAUCAGAAUCAGAAAGAGAUGAAAUAGAUACACAAUCAAGAAUCGAAUUGAAAAAAUAUGAUGAGAGAUUGAAAUACCUUGAGAAAUAUGAAAAGAAGAGAUCAAGCUCCAAACAAUAUUCAAUCUUCAAUAAAUCACAAUCAUCAGCAAUCAAUAAACACAGAGAAGGUAUACUAUUAUCAUUGAAUUAUGAAUUGAGAGAUACUUCGAAAAUGUUAUUAGACAUGCAAGAGACAAGAUUAUCUAGAAAGCGUGAUAUUGAGCUUGGUGAUUUUGAUAGUAAGAUAUCGGCAGUCAAUGUUGAGUCAUUGAACUACAACAUGAUUCCAGAAUCAUUAGAUAAAAACCAUUCAGAUCCAUUUGCGGAAUUAUCAAGUGAACAAUUACAAUUGCUACAAAGUGAAAAUAGUGAAAUCUUGGAUGCAAAAUUGGAGGAUCUAGCAAAAGUGGAACAAAUAUCAAGAAGUGUUAUUGAAAUUGCCCAACUGGAAUCUCAACUAGCUGCCCAUUUAACUGUUCAAUCUGAAAAUAUCAAUAAUUUGGUGAAUGAACAUGACCUAACAGAAGUUGAUAUUGUGGAAGGUAAUAAGAUUUUGAAAAAAGCUAAAAGUAAAGGAAACUAUGCUUCAAAGAUUGUCAUGUUAACGGCUUUCCUCUUGGGUAUGAUCAUACUGCUUUAUGAUACAAUUUCAUGA
Hansenula anomala is the source of this 927-nucleotide messenger RNA. It is a transcript of the gene UFE1, whose product is annotated as Ufe1p. The record is from RefSeq and is a predicted model, not a curated record. The transcript has 2 exons. Gene Ontology annotation, biological process: retrograde vesicle-mediated transport, Golgi to endoplasmic reticulum. NCBI's taxonomy places the organism in Eukaryota, Fungi, Ascomycota, Saccharomycetes, Phaffomycetales, Wickerhamomycetaceae. Gene Ontology annotation, cellular component: endoplasmic reticulum; SNARE complex. Bases 1 to 927 code for a protein of 308 amino acids.